GCCGGCCGGGUGCCCCCACCUGCAUAAUCACACCCCCUUCUCUGGCCUUUCUGCCAAGACUCCCUCAGCCCCCAAAGGUUCCGGCCCUCUUCCUUUUCCUUACCUGCCUCUAGUUUGACUUGGACCAGUUACAUUUAGCUCUUUGCUUUGAGGCCCACCUGUUCAACAGGUGUGCCACUCUGAUCCCCUGCCCCUGCCCAAGCUGUUGCUCUGCUUUCUGCUUCCUUCCCUGUGCUCCCUGCCUGAUUUGCUGCUUUGGUUUUUGAUCCCUGCCCCAUCUGUCACUGUGCUGCCUGUCCGCGCCCCCAUUAGCCGUAUGCCAUACAUAGAGGCUGCCUGUGCCACAGGUUGGCUACCCCUGAUUUAUGUUAUGGCUUGAUGGUAGUGAUAAUCUGGGCCUUCUUUUCAGCAUCCUUUGACUCAGAAACUCUAAAUGCCUCUCUCUUACAUCUGCAAAUAUGCCUCCAUGUCUUCUGUUUUGGUUCAGAACUCCAGCUUGCCUCUGCUAUCAUCCCUGAACUUUUCUUUUCCCAUCUCAGUAAAUUGGCCUUUCAUUACCUCCACCGUGUCAUCCAUGUAUUCAAAUGCCUCAGUUCUGCCUUUGCUAUCCUGACUUGCAACUCCUCAAUGUAUGCCCAGACUCAGACCUCCCUUUCCAGUGUAUGCAAAUUCUUCUUUUAUUUAUUUGUAAAGAACGUAUAACCCCCCUAUCCUAGAUGUCUUUUGCUAAAUUAUACGUAACUGACACACAGGAGAAAAACAGCAGCUUCUCCUAGUCACAGAAGAGCUCUUGCUUCAGUCAGGGGAAACUUGUCUUGAUCUGGAAUGGUCUGUUGUCUGCAAUCAGUGAUUGUUUUGUUUGUAGCUCUAAGAAAGGCCCGGAAGCAACAGCAGUUGAUUAGCAAGAGACUUCUGCGGGAAGAUACCCAAAAUGGAGAAGGGAAAGCUGGUAUGGAGAUCCCAACAGAUCCUCUGUCAGAGCAAGAGGUGUUGCAGCUGCUCCGAGAUACCCAGAAGGGAACAGAGGAACGGAAGAAAUCACUGAGUUGCCUUCGACAGGCACUGCAGCACAAAGAGACACAGCAGAAAUUUGUCAGGUUAGAGGGCAGCAUGCGGGUGCUAAUUGGGCUGUUCACCAGUAGCCUGGCUGACGUACAGAUGGAGGCAGCUCACUGUCUGCAUGAACUCUCACACUCCAGUGACCCUGCUGUGGCUGAGGCAUGUUUGCCAGCAACUUCCUAUCUCCUAACCUACCUCUCGGGACAUAGUAUAGAAUUCACAGAGCUGUGUUUGUACACACUAGGGAACUUGGUAGUGGAGAGUGAAGCAGUGAGGAAGCAGCUUCUACCUCAGGGCAUUAUUUCAGCACUGGCCUCUUGUAUCCAGUCCCCACACGAGGCAGUGCUGGAAGGCCUGGGCUAUGUCCUGUCGCAACUCCUGCAGGCCAAAGAAGCUUCCAUCGAGAUCAUACCCUUGGUUCUGGACUCUGCUCUCCCCCAGCAUAUGCUUCAACUGGUUUGUUCCAACCUGGAGUUGGGUAUGGGAGUCGCCGUGGAAUUUGCUUGGUGUCUGCAUUAUGUUGUUUGUAGCUGCGUGAAUAAUGCCUUGUUAAUAUCCCAAGGCAUCAUGUCCACCUUGGUGCUGCUUUUGUUGGAACUUGCUUCCAUGGUAUCAAAAGCAGUUGCUGAUGGCUUGGAGUUGCUGAUCUGCCCUGUGCUGCGGUGUCUCAGUAACCUACUUGCCGAGGAGAUGGAAGGUUGUAACAUGCAGGUCCAGGAUGAGCGCUUGCUUGUGGCCUUGUUUACCUUCAUGCAGUAUUUUCUUAACCACCACCUGUUCAUCGUACAGGAGUGUCUCUGGCUUCUCAACAACCUCACAGCUGAUGAACCUUUCUUCUGCUCUGCUAUGCUUACCCUGGACCUUAUUCCAGCUCUCCUGCAGCUCUUGCCCUGUUCCCGGAUGGUGGCUUUGCUGGUUCUAACAGUGUUGUGCAACAUAGCUGAGAAGGGCUGCGCCUACUGCCAACAGCUACACCAGAAGGCUGUGCUUUCUUCGCUGAUCAGUAUCCUCACCCUCUCUGAUGCUGAAGUGGCAGGCCAGUGCCUUGAGCUGCUGCAUCUCCUCUUCCUGCAUUGGCCAGAGGCUGCUGCUGACUUUUUCACCCAAGCAGGACUGCAGGCCCUGGAACAGCAUCAGCACCACCCAGAGCUUCAGGAACGAGUAAGAGCACUCAUGAACUUGGCUACCCAGCCAACUGCAGCCUCACCCUGUUCCUUGGUUUCUUCAGCUGCUGUACCAUCUUCUCUCCCCUAGAGGCUACUGCCUCUACACUAGUUACUUUUCCUAUUAAUCACCCACCAGUUUUGUAUAUUGAUAAAUAUUUUGGAGUUUAAUAAACCAUUUUAUGAUGUCCUACUUUCA
Molecule: messenger RNA, 2421 nt
Organism: Alligator sinensis (Chinese alligator)
Lineage: Eukaryota; Metazoa; Chordata; Crocodylia; Alligatoridae
Gene: TMCO6
Product: transmembrane and coiled-coil domains 6
Exons: 11
Coding region: 826-2313 (495 amino acids)
Molecular function (GO): protein binding
Source: RefSeq, a predicted model, not a curated record